AUGUCUCAGUGGUCUACCAUUGCCCUGUUCUUGGGCUGCUCGCUGAUUGGUCAGAUGAACACUGUGGUUGCGGUUGAUCGAUUUAUAGCUACCGUAUUUCCGAUUUGGUAUUUUCAAAGCACUAAUCGAUAUCCGGUCAUUGUUCUAUCGAUCGCAUAUUGUAUUUCGAUAGCCACCUUGUUGUUGAACUGGAUUCUCGUUAUCACUAAUGACACAGAGGAACAAAAAAGGAUCAGUUUUCAAUGCUCGUUUUCCGAUUCAACGUAUCCAGGAUUC
This is a messenger RNA of Ostertagia ostertagi, 276 nucleotides long. The record is from the annotation of a GenBank genome assembly. NCBI's taxonomy places the organism in Eukaryota, Metazoa, Nematoda, Chromadorea, Rhabditida, Trichostrongylidae.